Molecule: messenger RNA, 1826 nt
Organism: Nymphaea colorata (pocket water lily)
Lineage: Eukaryota; Viridiplantae; Streptophyta; Magnoliopsida; Nymphaeales; Nymphaeaceae
Product: phytochrome A-associated F-box protein-like
Exons: 2
Coding region: 342-1472 (376 amino acids)
Molecular function (GO): protein binding
Source: RefSeq, a predicted model, not a curated record
CCAUAUAUGUGAGAGUCGCUGCUGGUGAAUUUCUCCACUUGCUAUUCGGUGUUCUGCGGCCAAAAUUGUGGAAGGAUCGGCGGAAGGAGUCCGUGAGGAGCUCAUCCCACAUUCUAGUUUGUUCUUGAUCAUCUCGUCGGAUGCCAAGUUUCAGAAUCUGCGAGUUGUAAGAUCAGGUGGGAACCGGGUGGCAAAAGGGAAGAUAGUAGAUUGAUUUCGAGAAGUUAUGCGAUUUUCUGAAGCACCCGUUUGAUCGGACCUCCUGUUUUUGAAUCUUGAAUUCCUGACUCGAAGGCGAAAAUUGGAAGCUGGACGAGGCAAGGCGAGAAGGAAACGCGAAAAUGGCAGCGGACGGGAGAAAUAAUGAGCCGGCGACCGCCACCACACUCUGGAACCUCUCGGACGAUGUCCUCCUGAACAUCUUCUUCAAAUUAGAUGACGACCCACGACACUGGUCUCGCCUUGCCUGCGUCUGCGUCCGAUUUAAUGCCAUCAUCGAGUCCGUCUGCUGCAAGACCAAGUGCUCUUCCACCAUUCCUUCCGUCGUCUCUGAUCUCCUCCACAGCUCCAGCUCUGAUUUGGUCACCCUUUUUGCCUCCCCUUUUCCUUGUUCGGACGCUGGACGGCCGGCGAACCCUAAGGUGGACGCCGAACCGCCGGGCGGAUGGUUUUCCCUUCAUAAGGUUAACGUCUGUUGUCCCGGUCUCCUCCAUGCCGGCGUUCUCUUUGACACCUACGACUACGGACUGGAGAGGGCCAUCGGGCCAGACCACGAUUAUGCCGUAACUCAGAGGAACUCCUCUAUGUCGACGUCGUCUGCCGUCGGCGAAGGAUCGAGCGUAUGCCCCAUUUCUUCUUUGGACAGUUGUACCACUUGGUCCUUGUUUGAUGAUCUCUUCUUCGAUACUGUGUAUGACGAAUCCGAAUGCAACAUGUUAGAAGACGAGUUUGCUCUAAAUGACUGCAAGCGCGGCGUAGUUGAACUGAGAAAAGGGUCCGCAGUGCAGGAAAAAAUGGUGGCUGUCGAUAAUUUGGAGACGAUUGGCUAUAACGUGAAGCGGAGGAAGAAGUUUCGAUCUACAGACGCGCAUUUGGCGAGUGGAAUAUGGAAUCUAAGCAGAGAGCAGGGGAAUAAGCUGUUGGCUAGCAGGUUCAGGGGCGAUUGCCUCUACAUCUGCGACUGGCCAGGCUGCGAGCACGUCGAAGAGGAGAGGAAUUACAAGCUUUUCAGGGGAGUCUUCAAGAAUUUCAAGAGGUCGAGAGUGUGGAGAAGUAUUAGGGACUCCAAGGCGAAGAAGAUUGGCUUGAACUGUGCCUUCUGUUCCUGUGAAGGCACUUGGGAUCUGCUUUCCUGCUUCUGCUUGAGGAGACUGUGGGAGUAUCACGAAGAUGGGGAGCCGGUUGUUCGGGCCUAUGUAUGCGAGAAUGGCCAUGUUUCUGGCGCUUGGAUAGAAAAGGCCAUGUGCACCUAGAAAUCGAAUGGCUCACUAGUUCAUAUUGGUGAAGCUGGAUGGAGCUUAUCGUCCAGUGUUUGAAUGAGAUGUGAUGUGUUUCAUCAGAUUCAGUUGUUUCCAUGAUUUGUCUCAAGAGACAAAUGCAGUUCUCUGCAAACAGAACAUUUGCAUCCCCUUUUCAUUCCCUUACUGAUAGAUAUGUGUUGGUCUACGCAUUGCUUACUCGCAUCUGCUGUCUUCCUGGUGGUGAUCCGGCGACCAACAAUUUUUUUUUUUAAUGGCGACUUAUUUACAUUUUCUAUUCAGGUACUUAUAUUUGCUUUUGUAAUAAAAAAAAAGUUUGCAGUAAUAUUACAUUAUUACUUUCUUCAA